AUGCAGAAUACUCGAUUCCUCGUUCGCAGCGCCCAGAGCCAGCUUCAGGCUGCUAGGCCCUUGACCCGGACGUUCGUGUCCAGCCGGCCACGAUGGGCCACCAGCACAGGACCUGCAAUGGACCAAUACAAUAAACGGUCCGACGCACAGAAGCCUCAAUCUGAACAUCCCAAGAACGACGACUCACUCCCGAACUUCGUCGAAGGCAAAGUCGGUCAGCAUGAAGAGUCCAGGGGCGAGGGAAGCCGGGCAGGCUUUGGUAGUGGAGGCAAGAGCCAUGCCACGGGCGAGAGUAUCGUUCCUGAAGCCGUGCAGAAGGUCGCACCAGAGAAGCUCGAAAAGGCGCUGCCUGAGGCCGUGCAUCCAACAAAGGGCAGCGAGAUUGAUCCCCAUCCUCAGCAGAACAUAAGGACCCUUCCUUCUCGAUGUUGGCACGCCGCCAGCACGUCGCCGCGUCGGCGCAACCUUCUCACUCUUGCAAUCGAAACGUCCUGCGAUGACACCUGCGUCUCCAUCCUUUCGACCACAAACAGACACAAUGGUGUGUGGGCAGAUCUGCUCUUCAAUGAGAAGGUGACGGCCAAGAACACGGGGAAAGGUGGCAUCCUUCCCACCGAGUCCCUCGAAAGUCAUCAGUCCAAUCUGUCGACGCUGCUCGAGUCAGCGCUACCAUACCUACCGAACGUAUCAGACACAGUCGGCCCGAGGACGGUAUGGCUGGGAGAUGGCAGUCCCGUGCAAAAACCGGACUUCAUAUCAGUAACGCGCGGACCAGGCAUGUCCGCGAGUCUGGGAGUGGGACUAGCUACGGCGAAGGGGCUGGCGACAGCGUGGCAGAUCCCCAUGGUUGGGGUGCAUCAUAUGCAGGCGCAUGCCCUGACACCAAGGCUCGUCAGUGCUAUGGGCAAAGACGGACACGACCAUCAUGGUCACAGCCCGAAUUUUCCGUUCCUGACACUGUUGGUCAGUGGCGGUCAUACAAUGCUGCUGCACUCCAAAGGGUUGGUGGACCAUGAGAUUCUGGCCACCACUACGGAUACUGCAAUUGGCGACGAACUGGACAAGUGUGGGCGGUUGAUUUUGCCCAAGGAGUUGCAGGCAGAUACGCCAGACACGGCAUUCGGGAAGUACCUGUCUGCAUACGCGUUCAGGACCCCCAGGGAUUUUGCAUCCUGGAGGGUGCCUGCAACGCGUGCUGAAGAGAUUGACAAGCCGGUGAACGAGUUCGGAUGGGGCCUGAGCACACCAAUGGCUCAGAACAGGGAGCUGGCUUUCAGCUUCUCUGGCAUCGCGAGCCAAGUCAAACGUCUGAUUCUCGCGCGCGGCAUCGCAGGAGGUAUGACCGAGAUGGAACGGCUUCUGCUGGCUCGCUCGGCGCUCGGCGCGGCAUUCGAGCAUCUGGGCUCUCGGACGAUGAUUGCGCUGGAGAACCUCCGCGCUGAAGGCAUACAGAUUGACCACCUCGUGGUGAGUGGAGGGGUCGCGGCCAACACUUUCCUACGAUACUACCUGCGAGAGCUGCUCGAUCGACGAUCUUUCGGGAGAACGCAGCUGGUUUUUCCACCGGUCGAAUUUUGCACAGAUAACGCGGCGAUGAUCGCGUGGGCUGGGUCUGAGAUGUUUGAGGCUGGAUAUUCUACGGAGCUUGGAUGUGCGCCUGUACGGAAAUGGAGCAUGGACAGUCACCAGCCAGGAGGAGGCAUUCUCGGCAUUGAGGGAUGGAUUCGGACAGGUACACAAUAA
Messenger RNA from Cladophialophora carrionii CBS 160.54, 1743 nucleotides. RefSeq lists its product as uncharacterized. NCBI's taxonomy places the organism in Eukaryota, Fungi, Ascomycota, Eurotiomycetes, Chaetothyriales, Herpotrichiellaceae. Bases 1 to 1743 code for a protein of 580 amino acids. The record is from RefSeq and is a predicted model, not a curated record. Gene Ontology annotation, cellular component: mitochondrion. The transcript has 3 exons. Gene Ontology annotation, biological process: mitochondrial tRNA threonylcarbamoyladenosine modification.